GCAGGGAUUUGCAUUGUCGGUCGCCCAUGGAAGGUACAUGUCCCUGGCUCUUUGAGGUCUAGAAGGAGAACUCUGUAUGGCCCCUGGCGUUCUUAUGACUUCUGCCCAGCUUGGUGUAAAAGUUGAGAACUCUUCUUUCGGCAAGGCUACCAUGCAGACCAGUCUAAAGAUGGCAGUGGAGGAAGAAAUUGAAAAGCCCAGGACUAAUGCUGCUAUCCUGCCCUUCAGUGUGGAGGCAUUGAUGGCUGACAAGAAACCAGGGAGAGACCUCUCCAGCCCAGCAGUGUCCCCACUGGCCGGCACAUCUCAUAGCCCUAGGAUGGGCUCACUGGCAGCAAUAGACACCCCCGGCUCCCCUAUGUCUCUGAACAGCCAUUACUCUGUCGGAGGGAUCAUGAAACUCUCAGAAGAAGCACUUGUCAAAUCCGAGAGCCCUGACGGACAAGACAGGAACCCCUGGAUGCAAAGCUCCAGAUUCUCCCCUUCUCCUACAAGAAGGUUGAGCCCACCAGCCUGCACCCUGAGAAAACACAAAACGAACAGGAAGCCCAGGACACCUUUUACCACCUCUCAGCUGCUGGCCCUGGAAAGGAAAUUCAGACAGAAGCAAUAUCUGUCCAUAGCAGAAAGAGCAGAAUUCUCCAGUUCCCUCAACCUCACUGAGACUCAGGUGAAGAUCUGGUUCCAAAACAGGAGAGCAAAGGCCAAGAGGCUGCAGGAGGCAGAACUGGAGAAACUAAAAAUGGCAGCCAAGCCUAUGUUACCCCCAGCUUUUGGGAUAUCCUUCCCACUUGGGACAUCACUACCUACAUCCUCGUUGUAUGGAACCUCACAUCCUUUCCACAGGCCAAGUCUCCCCUUGUCACCUAUGGGACUUUACACAGCACAUGUAGGAUACAGCAUGUACCACCUCUCCUAGACUCCUUGUGAUCUCAGUCACAGACUCUUGGCAAAAUAACUUUUACCCACACCAUAACCUUGUGUAACUAUUUAUGAGUUCCUAGGGAAUUCAUCUUCAGAAAUAGCAUGUCACUCCAACAUGUAUACCAUUAUCGCCUUGUCAGCUGUGUCUGGUUAGUG
This is a messenger RNA of Nanorana parkeri, 1080 nucleotides long. RefSeq names its product msh homeobox 1 (gene MSX1). Lineage: Eukaryota; Metazoa; Chordata; Amphibia; Anura; Dicroglossidae. The transcript is spliced from 2 exons. Gene Ontology annotation, cellular component: nucleus. The coding region runs from base 77 to 919 and encodes 280 amino acids. The record is from RefSeq and is a predicted model, not a curated record. Gene Ontology annotation, biological process: regulation of transcription by RNA polymerase II; embryonic morphogenesis. Gene Ontology annotation, molecular function: DNA-binding transcription factor activity, RNA polymerase II-specific; RNA polymerase II transcription regulatory region sequence-specific DNA binding.